AUGGCGAACAUAGAAGCUGAAGCAAUCGAUUUCGAGCCAGAGGAGGACGACCUCAUGGACGAAGACGCCGGAGCAGAUGAUGUCUCCCCUCGCGCUGGGCAACCGAGGCUUAGGUCAGCUAUCGCCGGAGCAAACGACGAAUCAGCGAAUAGGAAGACCAAAGGCCGUGGCUUUCGCGAGGAGAAAGAUUCCGAUCGCCAGCGCCGCCUUUCCUCCCGCGAUUUCGAGUCCCUCGGUUCCGAUGGCGGGCCUGGCCCACAACGAUCCAUUGAGGGGUGGAUAGUUUUGGUCACUGGAGUUCAUGAGGAGGCACAGGAGGAUGAUAUAUCCAAUGCUUUUGGUGAUUUUGGGGAGAUUAAGAGUUUGCAUCUCAAUCUUGAUCGACGUACUGGUUUUGUCAAGGGCUAUGCAUUGAUAGAAUACGAGAAGAGUGAAGAGGCGCAGAGUGCUAUAAAAGCAAUGAAUGGUGCUGAGAUUCUUACAAAGAAUGUCAGCGUUGACUGGGCCUUCAGCAAUGGACCCAACAAUGGUGGAUCUUACAGGAGAAGGAACAUGAGUCAGUUCUUACAAGUAUCAAAGGUCCGGCAGGUCACAACGUUCCCGAAGCCCUAG
Molecule: messenger RNA, 612 nt
Organism: Eruca vesicaria subsp. sativa (arugula)
Lineage: Eukaryota; Viridiplantae; Streptophyta; Magnoliopsida; Brassicales; Brassicaceae
Source: the annotation of a GenBank genome assembly